AUGGGGCCAAAAAUGAUGGUGUCACUUAUUUUACUCUUAGUAGGAUCAAUUUCUGCUGAUCCAUUUGAGUUUAGGUCAAAUUUUGAAUUCCUGGAUUACAGUACAAAUUUAGAUGAUCCAAAAUACAGACUUUUGGAUACAGUUCAACCCACGGUAGUGUAUGUUGAUCUUGACGUCUAUUUAAGAGAAUCCAGAUUUAAUGGUUUAGUACAAAUCACAGUCGACGUACGACAAAAUCUUAGUCAAAUUGUCUUGCACCAAAACGUAGUGGAAAUACAAGGAGUGAAUGUAUUUGACGCUAAUUCUCAACCUGUAUCACUACAAGUGAACAACCCCUUUGAAAUCGACUCUUAUUACGAAAUUUUGACGAUCAACUUCGAUGGUAUCCUCGCUGUUGGUACAUACACAAUCAGUAUCACUUACUUGGGUGUUAUUAACGAAAACCCUAUUGACCGUGGUUUUUACAAAGGCUACUACUAUUUUGGGAAUGAGAAGAGGCAAUAUGCAACUACACAAUUCCAACCUUACCACGCGAGAAAAGCUUUCCCCUGUUUUGAUGAGCCGCAGUUCAAAUCAAGAUUUAUUAUAUCCAUAACACGAGACAGUGACCUCAGCCCGUCAUUUUCUAAUAUGGCUAUCUCAGAGACCACCGUGAUUUCCGCUAACCGUACACGGGAGACAUUCCUGCCUACUCCAUUAGUGUCAGCAUAUCUUGUAGCUUUCCACGUCAGCGACUUCGUUGCCACAAACAGUACUUCUACAGCUAGCAAGCCCUUCCAAAUUAUCUCUAGACAGGGACCCACAGACCAGCAUGAAUAUGCAGCCGAAAUUGGUUUGAAAAUAACAAAUGAAUUGGACACAUAUUUGGAUAUUGCAUAUUAUGACAUGGGUCAAGGUCAGCCGAUGAAGAAUGAUCAUAUCGCACUUCCUGAUUUCCCAUCAGGGGCUAUGGAAAACUGGGGAAUGGUGAAUUACAGGGAGGCCUAUUUGUUAUACGAUCCUAACCACACUAACCUGAUUAAUAAAAUCUUCAUUGCCACUAUAAUGGCACAUGAACUUGCCCACAAGUGGUUCGGUAAUUUGGUUACUUGCUUUUGGUGGAGCAAUUUGUGGCUUAACGAAUCAUUUGCCAGUUUCUUUGAGUACUUUGGCGCUCAUUUUGCUGAUCCGUCUCUUGAGUUGGAUGAGCAGUUUGUAGUUGACUACGUACACAGCGCAUUGGCGUGGGAUGCUAGUGCUUCUGCAACUCCCAUGAAUUGGACUGCUGUCGCCGACAACCCAUCCGUGUCCUCUCAUUUCAGUACUACCAGUUAUGCUAAAGGAGCAUCGGUGUUAAAAAUGCUCGAGCACUUCGUUGGAUUUGAAACAUUUAGGAAUGCUUUGAGAAUUUAUUUGAAAAACAAUUCAUAUGAUAUAGGGUAUCCCGAAGAUAUGUACGCCGCAUUUAGAACAGCUGUAUCUCAAGAUUCAACAUUUGCGAGUGAUUUUCCUAAUAUCGAUAUAGGGCAAGUAUUCGACAGUUGGGUGCAAACUCCAGGAUCUCCGGUGGUUAAUGUUUACGUGAAUAUGACUAGCGGUGAAAUUGUAUUAACUCAGCAACGCUUCCAGCUAACUGGCACACCACCAUCUUCUUUGUGGCAUAUACCAAUUUCCUGGACGCACAGCGGUAAUAUUAGUUUCGAAAACACAAGGCCUAGUUUAGUACUGUCUGAAGAAUCAGUAGUUAUACAUAAGGACCCUGGCCAUCAUUGGGUUAUGUUAAAUAUUGGUCAAUCUGGCUUGUACCGCGUCAACUACGAUGACCACAACUGGGAAAUGAUUGCAAGUUAUCUUCGCACUAAUAGAAACGACGUUCACAAACUAAACAGAGCCCAAAUAGUUAAUGAUGUUUUGUUCUUCAUUCGUGCCGGCACUAUCAGCAUAAGUCGCGCCUUUGAUGUCCUUUCAUUCUUGAAAGAUGAAACUGAUUAUUUCGUCUGGGCUGGCGCACUCGGACAGUUGGACUGGAUUAGAAGCAGAAUGGAACAUUUGCCUGGCGCUUAUGAGGAAUUUAAUACAUACUUAUUGGACUUGAUGGAAGCUGCCAUCCAACAUGUUGGAUACAAUGAGGGUUCUAAUGACACUACAUCUACCAUCUUAAACAGAAUGCAAAUUUUGAAUUACGCCUGCAAUUUGGGUCACGAGGGCUGUAAAACUGACAGCCUUGAAAAAUGGCAGGCGUUUAGAACCAACGAAAGCAAUUUGGUGCCUGUGAACGCCCGGCGCUAUGUCUAUUGCACUGGCCUUCGCGAAGGUGAUGCCGCCGACUAUGACUUCCUGUUCGAAAAGUAUAAUACGUCUGAGAACACUGCUGACAUGGUGGUGAUGCUGCGUGCCCUCGCGUGCACGAAAGAUCAAGCGUCUUUGGAACAUUACAUGUUCCAGACCAUGUAUAAUGACAAAAUCAGGAUUCACGACCGCACAAAUGCAUUCCAGUUUGCUCUACUUGGAAACAGGGAAAAUCUACCUUAUGUUUUGAACUUCUUAUACAAUAAUUUCCAGGCUAUCAGUAGCAGCUAUGGUGGUCCAUCACGAUUAACAAUUGCAAUAAAUGCUUUGGCUACGUUCUUAAGAGAUUUUGAGCAGAUAUCAGAGUUCCAAACCUGGUUGUACAACAACCAAAUUGCGCUUGGUGACUCGUUCUCUGCUGGCGUAAAUGUCAUCUCUUCAAGUAUUGCGAAUUUGCAGUGGGGCAACAACGUAGCGGUGGAGUUAGUUACUGCUGUCAGAAGUGCAAACAAUUCUGCCAGCUCAAUCGCUGUGUCUAUUGUAACGGUGUUAGCGGCUUUGACUGUCAACUUAUUACAGUAA
Molecule: messenger RNA, 2850 nt
Organism: Parnassius apollo (apollo)
Lineage: Eukaryota; Metazoa; Arthropoda; Insecta; Lepidoptera; Papilionidae
Source: the annotation of a GenBank genome assembly